AUGUCUUUAUUAUCAAAAGAUAUAAAUCUUAUUUUAAAUUUACUUAAUGAAGAUACAUGUGGUUCAUCAUUAACAUUUGAACAAAUAUCAAUAAAAUUUCAACAUGGAAUAUCAAAAUCAGAUUAUCUGCGUUUAGGAAAUGCUCUUGUACUUUUAUUACAAAAUCGAGAUUUAGCACCAACAGUACAACAACGUUUAAUUAUUUUUUAUUUAUUUAUUGAAAUGUAUAAAAAUGAACAACAACCAAUAUAUAUGAAUCCAUUUGCACCGGUUUUUUUAUCAGUUUUACAAUCAAAUGAAGAACAUUUAUUAACAACACAAAAACAUUUUCAUUGGAUUAUAUCACCUGUAACAAAACAUGAACGUUUAUUUGUUAGUUUAUUAAUUAAUAAUAAUAAUAAUAAUAGAGAUUUAUUAAAUAAAACACCAAAUGAAAUUUUACAAUCUGAUUUACUAUUAAAUGAUGAUAAUAAACAAAAAGAAUUACAACAACAAUUAAAAGAAAAUAUUUAUCAAGGAUUACAACAAGUGCCAGCUCUUGUUCAAUGUCAUUUACCAGCUGUAAUUGAUGAUCCAGAAAUUAAUCAUUAUGGAUUUGAUACGCUUAUUGGUGAUUUACGUCAUCGAUCGAAUGAUAGUCGACAAACAAUAGAAGGAUUAUUAAUAAAUAAUGUUAUGGAGCAAACAAUACAUCCUGAAUAUCUUCGUCUUGUUCCACCAUUACAUGAAUGUACAAUAGAUGAACUUAUUUGGCUUUCACCAAUAGUAAAUAUUGAUCAUGAUGCAUCAUUAUUUGCAUGGGAUUCAACCAUGUGUAUAUCUCAUGCAGCAAAUUUUGAAAUUCGUCAAUUAAUGGAUAAAGUUUAUCAAGGUGCAAUAAAUUUACAACAACAACAAAAACUUUUAGAUGAACUUAAUAAUGAUCCAGAUCUUAUUUAUCAUAUUGGUCUUACACCAUUAAAAUUACCAAUAUUAGUUGAAAAUAAUCCAUGUAUAAGUAUACAAUGUUUAUUAAAAUUAAUACCAUCAAAUCAAAUGAGUGAAUAUUUAUCAUCAUUACUUAAUAUGGAUAUGAGUUUACAUUCAAUGGAAGUUGUUAAUCGUUUAUCAACAUCAAUUGAAUUACCAAAAGAAUUUCUUCAUUUAUAUAUAUCAACAUGUAUAAAAACAUGUGAAGAAACAAAAGAUAAAUAUUUACAAAAUCGUUUUGUACGUCUUGUUAGCGUUUUUAUACAAUCAUUAAUACGUAAUAAAGUUGUUGAUAUAAAAGAUCGAUUUUUGGAAGUACAAAGUUUUUGUAUUAAUUUUCGAAAUAUUAAAGAAGCAGGUGCACUUUUUCAAUUACUUAAAACAUUUGAUUUACGUUUGGAUGAUAAUUAUGACACAACAACAACAUCACCAUUAGCAGUCAAUGAAGAAUGA
Messenger RNA from Rotaria sp. Silwood2, 1422 nucleotides. The record is from the annotation of a GenBank genome assembly. NCBI's taxonomy places the organism in Eukaryota, Metazoa, Rotifera, Eurotatoria, Philodinida, Philodinidae.